This is a messenger RNA of Cynoglossus semilaevis (tongue sole), 7327 nucleotides long. RefSeq names its product semaphorin-7A. The coding region runs from base 531 to 2450 and encodes 639 amino acids. Gene Ontology annotation, biological process: semaphorin-plexin signaling pathway; neural crest cell migration; positive regulation of cell migration. Gene Ontology annotation, cellular component: plasma membrane. Lineage: Eukaryota; Metazoa; Chordata; Actinopteri; Pleuronectiformes; Cynoglossidae. Gene Ontology annotation, molecular function: chemorepellent activity; semaphorin receptor binding. The record is from RefSeq and is a predicted model, not a curated record. The transcript is spliced from 14 exons.
UCGUGUUUGCAUGUUAUUGUCACUAGUUUCACUAGGAAUAGUUAAUUGACAGUCUCUUAAUAAAUAGCCUAUUACUAUUCGUGGGAAAAAAACGUGGUAUUUCUGGUCCUGAGAAACGCGAGAUAUUAUCCGAUAUUAUCGGUAAGUGUACCGUAUCUCCCACAGCAACAGGUUUGACACGUUACCACACACGCCUGUACAUUUUAAUCUAGAUGUUUUCACUUAAUGAUUGGCUUUUUGUAAUCCUAUUCUCCAUUCUCUCCCUCCGCUCAGCUGAAAACCUCCUCUCCUCCUCCCCCUCUCCCUCUGAUGGCGAGGUGGAGCCUGAGAGACACCCGACUUCUCCAAACUGAAGUACCGGAGGAGCAGACGCACGGGAGAGAAUCGGGAUCCGGGACAGAGAUCCAAGACGCAGCAGAAAAUCUGGAAGGAAGAGUCGAUUUCAGAAGGGGAUCAUAGAAGUGUGUUGGUGAUCAAAGCUUGGUUCGUUAUUUUUUUCCUGCCUGACUGCGGACGACUGCCUCUGGAAGAUGAAGUCUGCCAUCCUGCUGUGUCUCUUUGCCACGGUCUUCGCCGGAAAGUCACCUCGGCUGAAAUUUGUUGUGCACGAGCCCUCCAGGUUCCACUUCAACAAGCCUGAGAACUACAUCAGCAUGUACCACGACGAAGGGAGUGACACACUGUAUGUGGGCGCUCAGGCCAUGAUCUACGUGCUGACGUUCACCGACAGAGGGGUUCGCGACCUCCAGAUCCCAGCGGCAUCUGAUCAGACUGCAAUUGACACCUGCAAGGCCAAGGCUGCACCACUGGAGCUGGAGUGUGAUAAUUUCAUCACAGUCAUUCAGAAAGUAAACGACAAAUUCAUCGUGUGUGGAACAAAUGCUGGCAGCCCCAGGUGCUGGAUGUUGGUUAAUGACACUGUCCUGACCGAUGUCCAGGGUGUUGGACAGAUAGCCUCCCCCUCUGACAUCUCUCCUCCAUACCCGUCUCAGAAGUCCAUCAGUCUGCCUGCAGAUGGGAGUCUGUACUCUGCCAUGUCAUCAGUUGGAGGUCACGCCGGCUCCAUCCGUCGUACGUUUGGCUCCCAGAAGCUCCUGAAGACGGAGAACGUUUGGCUGCUGAAUCCACAGUUUGCCGGUGCAGCCAUAAUCCCAUCUCCACUAAAGGACAAGGAAGAGAUUUAUUUCUUCUUCAGCGAGUUCAACAAGACGGCCAGAGUGGACGAGGAGCCGUACAGAGCUCGGAUCGGUCGUGUCUGCACGGUGGAUGAAGGUGGCGUCAAAGCCCUGCUGGCCGAGUCCUGGACCACCUUCAUGAAGGCCAGGAUGAUGUGUGGGGCAGGAAACACUCAGCAGCAGUACAACAACCUGAAACAGGCGGUGGUGCUGACGGCCCAGGACAAUAGGGCGGGGGUCUUGUACGGACUCUUCUCCAACGCAUGGGGCAGAACAGUGAUCUGUGCCUACUCCAUUAAAGAGAUUGACCAGGCCUUUUCCACCAGCAAACUGAAGGGUUACAGCAGCUCAUUCAUGGGCAAUCGCCCUGGAAUGUGCGUUCGCAAGAACUCAACAGCAGGAGGUCACAACGACAUGAGGACCCUCGGGGUGAUCAGGUACCAUCCAGAAAUUGAGAACGUGAUCCUGCCCGUCGGCGUGGCUCCACUUGACCUGCCCACAGAUGACCAGAUUACACACACCGUGGCGGACAUCGUGCUGGCAGUUAACGACGAGCACUACAGCGUCAUUUACCUCGGAACAGAACAAGGCAAACUUCUCAAAGUCCUUCACACCAAUGAGGAGGUCUUCAUCAUAUCUCAAUACUCCAUGUUUCACAACAAGGGUCCAGUUCUAAACAUGGCCAUCGACUCCCAGAAGGGACAUCUGUAUGUUGGAACGGCGAUGGAGGUCCAGCGGCUGCCCGUGGCUGACUGCAGUCGCUAUGGAGACACUUGCAGAGAGUGCAUUCUUUCCCGGGAUCCGUAUUGCGGCUGGGAUCGGGCCAGGAGGAAGUGCAUCGCUAUCCCGCCUGGAUACAACGUCACGACUGGAGCUCUGAUUCAGAAUCUGGACUAUUCCAACUCCUCGGUUUGCGGGGAAGCUGCUGCCCUGAAGCAGCGUCGAACCUCACCCAAAGAGGUGGUGGUGCCCUAUAACACCUCCAUCUUUCUCCCUUGCCCCGUGCGCUCCUUCCACGCCACCUACCGUUGGGAGAAGGACAACUGCAUUAAGAACUAUCCCUGUCUCUUCUCUGGGGACUUCUGCGUGCUGGGGCCACUCAUGGACACGCCCCUGAAGGAGGGCGUCUUUCGGUGCAUGGCCACUGAGGAUGGGUUCAAGGUGGAGGUCAUUUCCUUCAGGCUGCUCAACGAUGGCAGGCUCCUGGCCGCCUCCCUGGCCUCCACCCUUGGGCCGUCACUGCUGUUGGCUAUGGCCACUCUCUGGCUCCAUUAACUGCAGCUAAGGCUAAUGCUAACCCCUCAUCCUUGCUGGCUCUCAGUGACAGGAGAGGAAUGGAGCCACCGUUUUGAGGUUAGGUUCGCAGAGCAUUGAAUUACACAAUUGGAUUUUAUGGUCUCAAAUCAAUUGUUUCAAUUUUUAAGGUAGACUCCUGUGAGUAAAGGAACAAAUUCUGUAUUUUUAGCCACUAGGACAGAGUAAAACUGUAGCCAAAGCUGCACACCAAGAUCCAAACUUUAUUUUCUUUGAAAACUAGAUAGUUAUUGUCUGACGACUCAUGUCAGUUGACGUGAUUUAAACCAUACUAUAGGUGCUUUGCAAACCUCUCCUCUCUAACUCAAAAAGAAACAUAUCCUAUGAGUUGGGCUAAAAUGUAAAACCGCCAAUACCAGGCCAAUUGUUUCUACCAUUUCUGUACUUAUUUUGAGAUUGACUUGACUGUGCUUAUUUGUGAAUAUAAUACCAUUCAUUCAUCUCACUAUCCUCGUUAAAAAAAUCUUAAUUGAUAUAUCUCAUUCGUACUUAGUAAAACGUCUGGUAUUGAUAUUUAAAAGAAGCCUUAAAAACACAUCUGGGACAUAAACUCCUAAGCACAAUUUUUUGCAGUGGAGGCAGAAAAAACUGCAGACUCUGACGCACUUGGCGCUAAAAUUAGUGCAGCUGAGUCCGAAAAACAUCACUGGGAGGAAGUGUCGCCUCUGUGACAGGAAGUAGGCGGACGGGCGAGAGGCUCCUUCUUGAACAUCACUGUGUCUCAGUAACUCCUCCUCAGGUGAGGCAGUUUAAUGCAUAUUUUUAACAGAUGGUUCAGGACGUCGUUGUUGACACCUUGUUCACGGCUUUGUCCAUUGUUGGGUUUUGCUCUUGCUGCUCUUUGCUUUUCGAGAUCAGCUCUUAACUCUUGCACUGAAAGGAUUUGACCAGCAGCAACAGUUCCUUAGACUCGGAAUCAUUCACACACCGGAGAAUGUUUAUUUUUAUUUGUCAUGGAAAUGUGAUAUUUUGAUUCUCAAGUGCAAGAUACUGGGAUCACUGGUGCUGCGGGAACAACACAAAGACACAUAAAGAAAAGGAUUGCACUUUCAAGCUGACAGCAACUGUAUUACACGUUACUAACAGCAGUUUGACAGAAAGAUUCACUUUACACACAUUUGGUCUGGUGUAGAGAGGUCAGGGUUAUGAGCAGGGACAAGCUUGCCGUUUAAGUUGCUUAUUUAUCAUCUGCCCAACCCCUACAUUCACCCCUCAACCAAAUAUUUUAUCACUGACCCGUAGAAAAAAGAUCUAUCUCAGUUCACUUUGAGAAAAAAACAAAACAUAUUAGUGUCCACUGAUGGUCAUCUGUGACCAGAAUGUAAGACCAGCUGCACUCGUGCUUAUCAUAUGAUCCGUCCCAUCCUUGAUGAUGAUGCACAGCUGCAGUACUGUCAUCACUUUCUAAUAGUAUCCAGAUGGAAGACAAAAAAACACCUUUUCACAGCUGACAUUUUUAUACUUGGUUUUGGUUUUUAGCUUAGCAGCCUGCUACAUGGUCAUUGCUGCUAUGAAGUCACAGCCUUCAGCUCCAGUAUUAUUUUGGCAUUGAUUAAAAUUUGGAGGAAUUAUUGCAGCUUUGGUAAAAGAGUUUUCACCAUUUUCAGUGGUGACACACAGUCUGAUUCAAAAUAUCUUAAUCUUUUAUUUCCUCUGACAGUAUCUACUCACCUUUGAAAAGCAAUGAGUAGCUGUAUUGUAAUUUUCAAAUUGUGAUUUCAACAUCCCGAGUGUCUGAAAGGGAAAACUCCUUGAUUUGGUAAACAGUGAAAAUCAAAUCAGUGAUAAUGUUUUUUUUUUUUGUUUGUUUGUUUUUCUGACGAUGUAUAAAGACGUGAACAAGGUGAUGCGCUGUAGCGCAUCCACACUCUCAUAAGUUGCAAUUCCUUAAUUGCGGUGGGAAGAAAAAAAAAGGCUUGUAAUUAGAUGAUCUGUGAAGUUUGUUCUGUAUUUUAUUGCUCUGCAGAUGCUAAUUUCUACCACUGCUGCCUCUGUGUGUGAGAAAUAGUCUUGAUGGUUUGUUUAAUCCUUGAAAACGUUAUAGUUAGAAUGUGUUUUCGUACGUUCGGACCGCUUCGCCUCGUUCCCCAGGGACAUCAGUGAACAAUGAAAGCUGUUUAUUUUUUCCUUUAUAGUUGUUACCUUUAUGCUGUGAAACAAAAACAACAAGACACUUCACUGAUGUGCAGCAGCAACCACAAACAGGCCAGAGAAUGGAGGGACAGACCACAGAUAUUACACCUGCAGCACUGUCAUUUUUUAGCAUCGCCUCUGAAACAGUAAAACAGAUUUAUGGUACAUUCACAGACUGUGUAGCACAGUUUUGCUUUUUCUUUUUCUUUUUUUUCAGGUGAUAGGAUUAAAUAUAAAGUUGAAGCAAGAAUACGAAGAGAUACAAAUUUGAUGUCACACGCUUUGGGCAGAUAAAUCACGUCAUCUCUGUGAUGAGUCCAGUGGAAGGGAUGUGAAAUUAAAGGUGGAAUCUGAAUUGGGUUUAUGUGGUUAUAAAACACAGAGCGUGCAGAUAUUAGAAAGUUGGUAUUACAAAAUGAUAUAAAACAUAAAUCCAAGCCUGUGACCUCGUGGAACAGUUAUUGUCCAAUAAAAAUACAAAUUGAGAAUCAUGUGUGAAUGACACUGUAACUAAGUCACUCAUUUUCUUAAAAAAAAUUGAAUUAACAUUUAACAUGCUCAAGAUUUACAUGACUGGGUGGAGACAAGGGGUUACAGUCCUGCAGAUGUUUUUGCUGCUGUUUCUGGUCUGGUUAGAUGGAAAGGAAGGCUGUGCUGUUAUAAAUGUGCAAGUGAAAAAUGGCUCAAACGUCAUUCCAUAGUUAUAGCCAAAGUGGUGUCAAAUUUGGACAUACCCUGCUUUAAAGCUGUGAAUGCACAGGAAUAGAAUGUCCAUAAAAAAAAAAUCUUUGCCCAUCAAUGCUAAAGAGCCGAGUGACAGAACAGGCCUGUGCAGUGAUGAAUUAUGCAGCGGGUUAGCAUGUUCCUCCAGAGCUUUGGUUAAAUUAUCAUUCAGUAGUGUACCAAUCAUCUCACCCCACCAGGCCUUCCACUGUGGCAGAAAUGUCAUUAGUAUCUAAUUAGUCCAUGUAGUUUCAUCAUCACGAACAAAAUAUUAGAGAUUGUUUUUCGACUCCAUCAGGUGUGGAUGUAGUGUGUGGAAACUCUCUGAGGACUGUGGCAGCGGUACAAUCACCCUGCUCUGUUUUGUGGUGCUUCUGCUCCAGGGGGGUCAGGGGUCUGCUUGCUUUCUGCAGCGCACUGAUGCAGGCUAAAAAAACAACAGAAAAAAAAAAUCGAAUUGAGCCAUUUUGUGUGCCGAGCCCUUCACUAUCUCCUAACACCCACACAAAUCUGCUGCAGGUCUAACACGCAUAUUAAUCGUCUGUGUGUCUCUGUGUCACCACCAGGGUGGGGGAGAGCGGGGGGAGGAUACCACCAGCCACCAGCCCUAAGCUGGGAAACAUUUAUUGGAGGCUGUGACUGAGCUUCACUGUACCAGAGACUUUAAACAGGAAACUAACUCAAGGCGUGCAGAUGUUUUCUCCCAGACAUAUUUUCUGUGUGAACUCCUUGAUUCUGUAACUGUAUGUGCUGUGUGUUUUUGUCAUAUAACUUUGAAAGCUGUGAUCAAAAACGCCCGAUAGCAAAGAAGCCUUAACGCCUUGUUUCCGUCUUCAACCCUUAGCCCUAACGCUGGUCUGCCAGGACUCAUCUGUGUCAACGUUGGCUUAAAUAUUCCAAACAGUAAACAACUAAUGGUUAACACAAGUUCAAAGGUGCAUUCGGAGCACGUGAAGGCCAGUUUAGGUCACAUGCCAAACAAAUUGAUAAUGGCACAUAAUAGCCUGAAGUUUGUCUUAAUGUCAUUGACUUUCUGAUGACGUGUUGCAGUGAAUAUUGUGGUUAUAUUUUAUCCAAUAACGAAGAAGUAUAUUUUACAACAGUCCAACUUCUCAGUUUAAAAAAACACGAGAUGACUAUUUCUUCCUGAUUGUAAAUUAUUGCUACAUUAGGUGCAUUAAUCCAAAUGUGAGAAGAAAUACAUAGAAAUGUCAAUACAUACAGAUUAACAAGAUAUUUAUCUGCAGUGACUGGAGCCAUUUUCCAGCUACUGCAUGAAGACAACAGCGUAAACCUGAAAACAUGAUCUUUUAUUUACCAAACCUCCUUCAGUGAGACGCCGCUGUGCAGAGCUGUCAGUAUUCUCUUCACGGUAUUCUCUGUGCUUCUCAGAAAAGUUGACCCGUAUUCAUCGACUCAACAGGCCUCUGCUCUAAUGUCCUGAUAAAAUACUAGUCAUUUGAACUGUAAUUUCAAUGCUUAUUUUUCUCUUUGUUCAAGCCCUUGCUUUGAUGCCAAUUCAGUACAGCUGCUUUUCCCAAAUCAGUUAUUGCUCUGCCACUUCCGCCGUCUUUGGCGAGUGUGAUAAAGGCUUAUCUACUUCAAAGGAAGCCCUUGAUUUGCCCCCAGGGGAUCUAUCUGUCUGCUUUAAAAUGAGCCGGCGUGGUGUGAAGCGGGUCCCUGUUUGCGCUGUUUACUCUGGGGUGUCAAGUUCUGUACAUGAUGUGUCCCCACAAAUCUGUGUCUCAAUAUGUUUUCGAAAUGUGUAACACGCCAAACUCUAUUAUGAUUAUUAUUUAAAUGAAUGGAAAGAAGAAAUUUAUAUAACGUUGCCAUUACCAGUUGAAUUGUCAUCUCAUCACAUGUAUUUUUAAAUAACAGAUAUCUAUAGUACAAUAGAUAUUCAUGUAACAAAUCCAUAUUGACAUGUGUUUCCCUGAACAUGUGCGGUGAAAACGAAUAAAAUAUACAAAAGACCAGAA